ACAAGAUUACGAGAUAUCCAUCCCACUGAUACAGUGCUGCCUCAAACCUUUUGUUGUUGUAGAAAUAGGUCAUUACCUGAUUGUUAAGUGUGCUCUGAAUUGCCCCCUUUCUGGUCAUGUGACUUCAAAUACAAAGGGGGCCAGUGUUUUUGCCAUCAAUAUACUUAUCUAACAAUGUGUCUUGGAGGGACAAAUUUCAAAACAAAAUCAUACCAUUGAUAGUGUAAAGAUAAGAGAUCCCGUCUGUGAAACCCCCAUCUAUUGGCUGUUGUGGGGGGUGGAGAUGAUGGCCCAUAAAGUCUACUUGUGGUGUGUAUAUAAAUUACAUUGUUACAUUUGCACUCAUUCAAAAACAUAUAAAAUGUGGAUGUGUUUCUUGGGAACUUUCGUGUUGGGGGCACUGGGGAUAACAGGGGACUCUCCACCACAGGACGUUCGACACCAGCAUCUUAAGGCCCUCCACUGUCCCCCCUGUGAGCGCAUCCACUGCUCCCCCAGACAGGCACCAAGGCUCAGGUGUAAAGGGGGGGCGACCACAGGUGUGUGCGGCUGCUGUCCCGUCUGUGCCAGAACGGAGGAUGAGACCUGUGGGGGGGCCUGGGACUAUCUGGGCAAAUGUGAUCAGGGGCUAGUGUGCGUCUAUGGGGAGUCGGGACAGGACAAGACUGAGAGGACUGGAAUCUGUAAAGCAGUUAUUGAGCCACUGGAUUCAGACAGCUGUCACCCAGAGUGCACAAAGGAAUUCUGCAAUGAAAAUCCAACAAAAAUCUGCUCUGCCAGGCUUGUAUCUCUGGAGAGGAGACCUUGCCAGGGCUCUUGUCAGCACACCUCGUGCUCCGCCUGUGUCCUGCUCGUACCCCCGUACUGUCCACAGACCUGUCCCUCCUCAGAUGCAUCCUGUCUGCAACACUUCGGAAAAUGUGUUCACAGCCAUCUGCUCACAUCUCUCAACCAGCCUGUGUGCCACCAUAACAUACAGAGUAACAGUGGAGGACGCCUGGUGUGUUUGGUCCCAGACUGUCCAAAUGCAUCAAAGUGAAUUCUUGUGAGACUAAACUGGGAAAAACAGGUGUAUGUAGCACGAGCACCAAGGCAGCUAUUUGUACAAGUAUACACUGUAUUUGCAUUGCAAUUCAAAUAAAUAAUCUCUUACUGAAGUAUUGAGCCAUGUGACACCCCACCACAUCAGCAGGCGGCCCCCUGUGACGUGAAAGUUAUUCAAUAACAGUUUAUGAGGCAGCCGAUAUAAUGAUCUGCUAUGAACAGGGCCAACAAUGGGUCUUCUGUGUGGUGUUCUUCAAAUAUAACACUUUCAAAGUAAAACGCUUUAUCCAUUUCACAACAAUCACUUAGACUUCAGUGGAUUUAUGUUAAGUAUUUGAUGUUUCAUAAUAGUCAAACCCAUCAAAACAUGUAUGCUUGUAUUUAAACUUGUACAAUAGGUUUUCUUUCUGUAAUGCAUUUCUGUAAACCAAAAUGCCAAGAUUUAUAUCCUAUUAUUACAAACAUGCAUAAAAUAAAUGCUUUGGGUAACACCUUAUAAUAACUACUCCUUAAUUCGACUUGGAUAAAAAAGCAUAAACAAAGACUUAAUUCAAAAUAAACAAAUCGUUCAAAAUGAUUCAGGCUUAACACUACUUUAAUUAAGGGGUUAGGGUUAGGGUAUCAAGUAGUUACUCAGUCUUAAUUCAUGAUAGUAUAUUAAGAAUUAUUAAGUCUCCCUUCAUGCUUUAUUAAGGUUGCAAAAAUUUUUUAGCUAUGGAUAAACAUCUCAUUAAAUGACAUAUCUCUAUCUAGUAUCUGUCGUCAUAAAAGAACACACCGGUUAUCAGCACCUAUA
Molecule: messenger RNA, 1840 nt
Organism: Periophthalmus magnuspinnatus
Lineage: Eukaryota; Metazoa; Chordata; Actinopteri; Gobiiformes; Gobiidae
Product: IGFBP domain-containing protein
Exons: 5
Coding region: 284-1039 (251 amino acids)
Biological process (GO): regulation of signal transduction; regulation of cell growth
Cellular component (GO): extracellular region
Molecular function (GO): insulin-like growth factor binding
Source: RefSeq, a predicted model, not a curated record